Molecule: messenger RNA, 369 nt
Organism: Effrenium voratum
Lineage: Eukaryota; Dinophyceae; Suessiales; Symbiodiniaceae
Source: the annotation of a GenBank genome assembly
AUGCCUUCUCAAGCUUUGGCUGUGACAAAAAAAAGCAAGGCUCCGGAGGUUCCGGCCAGCAGAGGCCGUCUUCGGAGCGGUGCAGGUCAAGUUGGGCAGCGCCUUCGUGCCACGACCCAAGAAAUUACGCAGCCGCUUCUGAGGGACAGUGUUGGCCUUGAGGCUCGGAGCGGCUGUUUGCUUUUUGCCAGAUUCACAAAGUCGGUUUGCACCUCCCUUUCUGACCCACUGCUGCUGUGCAUGUCAUCAGGUUUCUCGGUUAUCAGUUGUGUGGGCAUGGCCGGGCAAACCACUGGCCUUACCCUCAGCCGCUGUCCAGCAAGGAGACGCCUCUUGCGCCCCUCCAGCAUGAACCCGCCUUUUGCUUGA